Molecule: messenger RNA, 1992 nt
Organism: Saccharomyces paradoxus
Lineage: Eukaryota; Fungi; Ascomycota; Saccharomycetes; Saccharomycetales; Saccharomycetaceae
Exons: 1
Coding region: 1-1992 (663 amino acids)
Source: RefSeq, a predicted model, not a curated record
AUGGUCACGACUCCAUUGCAAUCUUCGCCGAAAAGCAGUCUGAAAUCUUCAACCACCUCACUGCGCUCGGUACAAACGCAGUCUGAUCGUAUGAAGCCCAGUGAGCCAAAGCACAGAACAACUAAAUCCUGGUCUAUAUGGGGGAAUAAUGAGGACGAAGAACCGGAAUCAUCUAAUAAGAAUAACGGGAAGGAAGGCAGUAAAGACAUCUGUCAAGAUGGUGACAAUGUUUUGAAUAUGGGCACUGGCUUGCACGAUAAUCAACGGACAAAGAUUUUAAUAGAAACUGGCAAGAUUGAGAAGGGUGAGAAAGACAAAAACGAUGGAAAUGCAACAAUAGCAGAAAGAAAUACAAGGUCUCGAACAUGGCCAUUCUUUUGGAGUCGUAACAAAGAUCCGGAGCCUACUCAUAACGUUCCCAUUGAUGCGGAUAAUCACACUUUAUCAAGUUUAGCAAAUAGUCUAAAUCCGGCUCCCUUAACCAACAUUUACAUACCAUAUAAACCGGAUGCUAUAUUAAUGAGGGAUAAAAACGUCAAAACUCCAAAGAAAUUAACAGAUGACAUAGGGAAUCAGUUUCCUAACAUUGUUGUACCGAGUUUUGAUAUUUUACCUAAACAAACCAUAUGGAAUACAGUAACAUCAACAAUUUGGAAAUGGAAGACUGAAUACUGGGAUAGCAGACCAUCAUCAAGGGUACGAAAGGAGGAAGAACGGGUGCAACACUCACAAAAUCAGUUGAAAGAGGAAACAAAUGCAGCCGCAAACGAGGCAAAAGAUGAGGAACGGUUAGUGCACAAUAGGGGAUCUUUAUAUAGGGUAGAUCCAUGGAGAAAAAUAAACCUUCUAUCAGAUUACCAGUCUAGGCCCAUCAGAGUUCUCAUUGUCGGUGUUCAUGGGUUCUUUCCAACAAAAAUUAUUAGACCGUUCAUUGGCGAGCCAACCGGUACAUCUACCAAGUUUGUCACAGAAGCUGAGGAAAUAGUGAAGGAAUACUUUGGCCAAUAUAAGGUGCCCAUUGAAAUAAGUAAGAUUGCUCUUGAAAGAGAAGGUGAGAUAUUUGAUAGAGUAGAUUUCUUCUACGAAGUUAUGAAGCAUUGGAGCAAAGAAAUAAACAAUUCGGAUUUUAUUUAUUUUGUAAGUCAUUCCCAGGGGUGCCCAGUCACCAUCAUGCUUUUAGCGAAACUGAUCAAAAACGGUAUAAUAAACCUCGAUAAUUCUCAAUUUUUCAAUGAUGAAAUUCAAUUCUGUUCAUCGAAAAAAAUUAUCUCCGUCUUGGCUAUGGCAGGUAUCAAUAAUGGUCCAUUUUAUGGUGCAGAUCAAACUUUGUUUGUUCGUGCAUACCAGACGAUUGAAAAAGACUCAUUGAGGGAGUUAUUCGAGUUUCAAAAGUUCGAUUCCAAGCAAUCGCAAAGCUUCAUAGAAGGUCUGAGAACAAUUAUAUCAAAUAACGUUAAGAUUACAUUCGUGGGGUCCAUCAACGAUCAACUGGUCCCGUUGUAUUCAUCCAUAUGUCUUUUUGCCAACCAUCCUAACAUAUUUCGAGCAAUUUUUAUUGAUAGAGGAUCACAAACGCCAGCGUUCAUUACUCGCAUCGUUAAAAUUGCUGGUUCACUGUUAGACUUGGGUUAUAAUGACCACGGGAUCAUAAAGGAAAUAAGCGGAUCUCUGGCGGGCACCUUGACAGGAGGUGGUCACUCCACCAUUUAUAACGAGAAACAAGUUUAUCACCUAGGCAUCAAAUUUGCAUUGGAGACAACCGAUUUGUCUGAAAUAGACCCCGUUGAGUACUCACCAUAUAAAUUGUCUGAGUUAGGAGCCAACCCUUAUCGCUUGCCAUGGUGUAUGAGGGGAUUAAUGUACGAAUCCAACAAGCAUUUCAAUAGUGAGGAGAUCAAGAUGUUGUUCAAGGAGUUUGAGGAAUGGGACCCUGAGACUAAGCAAUUAAAGGACAUAAAAAACAGGCUUAAUGGCUUGAAGUAUCGACUUUGA